Molecule: messenger RNA, 1883 nt
Organism: Medicago truncatula (barrel medic)
Lineage: Eukaryota; Viridiplantae; Streptophyta; Magnoliopsida; Fabales; Fabaceae
Product: bifunctional purple acid phosphatase 26
Exons: 10
Coding region: 187-1614 (475 amino acids)
Molecular function (GO): acid phosphatase activity; metal ion binding; protein binding
Source: RefSeq, a predicted model, not a curated record
GAAUCGAUAACAGACAGAAGUAAGCCGGAGAGUUUAGACGAAUAGAAUAGAUACACGUGUCCGAUCCAAUAACCAUAAUACCAACAACUUCGUUCUUCUUCUCUUAUAUUAUAAUCAAAGCUUCGUUCGACCAUUCCCUUCUGCAAAUGCUUCAAUUCACAGUAUUUGAUUGAAGGAAAUACAAAGAUGCAGAGGUUGUUGCUUCAUCUUGUUCUUCUCGCUUCCUUUGUGUUCUUGAGCAGAGAUGUGUAUGCAGGGAUCACUAGUUCUUUUGUUAGAUCCGAGUUUCCAUCUGUUGAUAUUCCACCUAAUCAUCCAGCAUUUGCAGUUCCUAAGGGACAUAAUGCACCUCAACAAGUGCAUAUCACACAAGGUGAUUAUGAUGGAAAAGCAGUGAUCAUCUCAUGGGUGACCCCAGAUGAACCAGGGUCCAGUCAUGUACAAUUUGGCACGUCAGAGAAUAAAUUUCAAUCUAGUGCACAAGGCACAGUUUCAAAUUACACUUUCGGCGAAUACAAGUCUGGUUACAUUCAUCAUUGUCUUGUUGAAGGACUUGAGCAUAGUACUAAAUACUACUACAGAAUUGGAAGUGGUGAUUCUUCUCGAGAAUUUUGGUUUGAAACACCUCCUAAAGUUGGACCAGAUGCCACCUACAAAUUUGGGAUCAUUGGUGAUCUGGGACAAACAUUUAAUUCUCUUUCCACUCUUGAGCACUAUAUAGAGAGUGAAGCUCAAACUGUUCUAUUUGUUGGAGAUCUUUCUUAUGCUGAUAGGUAUCAGUACACUGAUGUUGGUUUGCGGUGGGAUACAUGGGCUCGAUUUGUUGAAAGGAGUACAGCAUAUCAGCCAUGGAUAUGGAAUACAGGAAAUCAUGAAAUAGAGUACUUUCCCUACAUGGGAGAAGUUGUUCCUUUCAAGUCCUAUCUUCAACGAUAUACUACUCCUUAUUUGGCGUCCAAGAGUACCAGCCCCCUUUGGUAUGCAAUCAGGCGUGCAUCUGCUCAUAUAAUUGUGUUAUCCAGCUAUUCUCCAUAUGUAAAGUACACACCACAAUAUAAAUGGCUCAGCGAUGAGCUGCUGCGGGUUGAUAGGGAAAAGACACCUUGGCUCAUUGUUCUCAUGCACGUGCCGCUCUACAACAGUAAUGAAGCUCACUUUAUGGAAGGUGAAAGCAUGCGAGUGGUUUACGAAAGCUGGUUCAUCAAGUACAAGGUUGAUGUGAUCUUUGCUGGCCAUGUUCAUGCCUAUGAAAGAUCGUAUCGAUUCUCCAAUGUAGAUUACAACAUAACAACUGGUAACCGGUAUCCCGUAGCUGACAAAUCAGCACCUGUGUACAUCACAGUCGGAGAUGGAGGAAAUCAAGAAGGUCUUGCUUCUAGGUUUAGGGAUCCUCAGCCAGAAUACUCUGCAUUUCGUGAAGCCAGCUAUGGGCACUCCACGUUGGAGAUAAAAAAUAGAACACAUGCUGUCUACCACUGGAACCGCAAUGAUGAUGGCAAGAAAGUGGCAACCGACUCAUUCGUAUUGCAUAACCAGUAUUGGGGAAACAAUAGGAGGAGAAGAAAACUGAAGCAUUUUCUAUUGACAGUUAUUGAUGAAGUUGUCAGCAUUUAAUAAGAAUUCAAAGCAAUCUCAUACUUGACGAUGUGCAAUGAAUAAAAAUGUGCUUCCUGAUUGAUACAUGCUGCUCAAUAGCGUCUCUGAGUGAGUGAAACGUGGGUUGUGAGAAAUGAUUUUAUGUACACUUGGUUUGUAUCUAUGUAUCCUUCGGUGCUAAUAAAUAUUGAACAUAUAUGUUCGUAGUAGGAGAUAAAUGUUUCAGACCAAGAUAUUCUUUAUUAUUAAGGAUAAUGAUGGCCAAGUUACAUGUUCAUUUUUUCUAA